AAUGCCACGCGUUAAAUUCUACACGUUCACAAUUGUCCUGUGUCUAGAAUUCUGGUUCUCAAUUGUCGCUCGUACGUUAAAACAGUCGAUUUCGCUUCUGUUUGCAGCCUAAUAGGACGAGUUUGUUCUGAGACAUUAAUUUGGCUGCAGAUUUUGGAACUUUCUAGUUAAUUUUUUUCGUUAAGUUUUUGCUACUUAUAGAUUGCUGCUGAGGUCUUUUUUGGACUUGCUUUGGCAUAAACGGAGUUUCCUAUUUAUAGAGUCGUUGAGUUGGUUUACUGCGGAAUUUGCGAUAUUUGUUUGAAUUGUCAUUGAAAAUGGAUUUCGGUGAGGGAAAUGUCACAAUUGUGCCCUUUCGAGCAGCCUUAAAAAAGUGGGAACGGUUGGCGGACGAAUCUCGUGAAGAGGGUAAACGACUUUUGUUUCAACGUGAACUAGAAGAUGCAUUGAUCUUUCUUCAAAGCGCUCCUUUCAUGACGGAAGACAUGAUUCAACAAAUUGUACGAUUUCUCGCGAACGUAUGCAGUAACGAACCCAGCAAUCGCGAGCUUUUUGCAAAGUUAAAUGGCUUUUCAAUACUACACCGCAUUUUCAAGGGUCACGAUUCGGCGAAGACACUUUGCUGUAUCGCUGUACAUAAUGUACUUAUUGAUACAGAAAAACUACAUCCCGCAGCAGCAUCGACCGGCUUGUUGAACUCCAUCCUGCAAUAUUGGUGUGCAGAAUCCCAAAAGCCAAAUUCCGAUGCAUCACAGUAUAAUUUUAUAUUCUUUAACUUGUUCGAGAUACUGGCUCCUUUUACCGAGGACCCUGAAUCAGUUUAUCUUGCCGCUAAAUUAUUACCCGAAAUGAUCACUGUCGAAGAUGCCGCGUGGCCUGCUGUGUUCCAAAAAAUGUUCAGCAAUGCGGUUUUGGCCAGCAAUAUCCUGUCAGAUAUUUUGACGCUUGUGAAAUGUGUCCAAGCGAUGCUUUUAGUAACCGACGCACAGGCGCGGCAACGUGCUUUGCUGCUGCUCCCUCUUCUUGGCGAGAACGAUGAGUGUUUAUCAUUGGUAAACUAUGAACCCAAAUCUGUUGUGAAUUUUUGCUGGGGCUUUAUGAACAAGGACACUACAUUGACGGCCUCUGUAUUGCUGCUUAUCGGCAACCUGUCUCGGAGCGAACGGUCCGCUCAGGUCUUUGUACAACGAAACUUCGUACCUAAGAUAAUGGAGGUCACGAGAUCUAACGCUGGCGAUAUGGAGAUUCUGCACGGGUGUUUGGCUUCAUUUAGACAUUUCUGCAUUUCUGAACCGAAUCGUAAACACGUAGCCCCUUUCCUCAUUGAUCUUUUAAAAAAGGCUUCGACAGCUUCUCACACACAGAUUCACUAUCUGGCAAUAUCCUGUCUACGGUUGUGCAUCAAUGAGCUUGUCAUGAUCCUCGUGAACGAGAAUCAGGUCUUGGAGAUUCUUCAUACUUGGGACACAAGUCAAGACAAUAAUGUUUCUUUGGAAGUCAAGCGGUUGUACCUCGCCAUCGCAAAACAACUUCUCAUUCGGUCCAAGUCAGACGACGCGUCUUGGAAUUACUGCUCCUAUUUAUUAAAAUUUGAUAUCUGCCAGGUUAUUAUUGAUACAUUCACCCUCGCGAAAGACCUUCCUGUGGUAUUUGCCGAAGACAUUUUUGUCAGCAUCCUUCUUCUGCAGAACAACAUGUUUCCUGAACUGAAACAAAAGCUGUUAGACGCUGGCGUUCCAGCACAACUUUCAGCUUUUGCAGCAUCGGAUACCGUUGGAAAGGAAUUACGGAAUAACGCUAAAUUUGCGCUGCAAUUGCUUCCCACACCUUAAAGUUAUCAUUUUAUUUACAGCUUAAUAUAAACGGAAAGUAGUUGUUAAUUUUUAGGAAGCACACAAUUUACUUGUGUAAGUUUUCCAUUAGUUUGGAUAUCAUAGCAUUGCAAACGACUCGGGAUUCUUCAAAACGCGGGCGGAAGUACUCCUUCGUCUUAAGGAAUCUCUUCUUGUAGGUAUCAAAAUCACCGUUUUCAACACAAUCGCUCCAAGAGCGUGCUGCAAUGACAAAUUCCAAGUCGUCACUGCAAAAAUCGCUCUGACGAAGCAUCACUUUGAUAGCACGGUCAAGCAUUUCAGGUUGGCGGAAAAUGUACUCAGCGACGCCAACCCACAAGCGAAACAGAGGAGUGGAACAAAUCAUUUGUUUUUGGGGUUUGAUGCCAAGCUUGGCCCACGAGUCUACAAUUGCCAAAAUACUGAGAUGACUGUUGGGUACCGUCUUGUCAUUUGGUACAUUAGAAAUGCUGUAUUGAUCAAGAAGAUCGUCACUUAACAGUAAGCCACUGUAGUUGUGGUCUCGAUGUUCACCAAAAACAGCAAUGCCAGCAGCACGAACACGGCGUUCAAACUCUUCAUUACGACCGGUAACGGCCAACUUGUAUAGAUCCGUCACCGAAGCAGCAUACUGUUUUAUUUGCUUUCUGGCAUAAGGAUUAAGAAUAGCAAGUCCAGCAUACACAUGCCAUUUGCUUGAGUAGAUACGCAGGGACAAAUUCAUCUUGAUAUUUUCAAUUCCACCACACCAGCGGUUAAUUUCCCAUGGAUAUUGUUGAUUAGAAUGCCAAGCGGCGCCCAUUGUAAGAAAAGCAGCAUGCGUCACCGCUUGCGUAUCGGCUGUUAUACGGUCAUGUUCACCAGCACUCAGGUAAGCUAGAGACGAACCAAAGCAUUGGAACAUGUAGUUGACAACCGCGAAGGCUUCAUCAGAAGCUCGGUGUCGAAUAAUAAUGAGAGGCUGCGAUUUGGGAUUAACAGCUGGACCAUGUAAAGAAUGACAGGAUAUAAUUUGAACGUCUUCAGGCAAAUAUUUUUCAAAAGCAGCAAUCUCCGGGGUCUUGCAAGAUGUUUGACCUCCAACGAUAGCACCCAUUUUAGUAGCUGGCCCAUACUUUCCAACAACAGCGUCAAUUUUUUCAGCUUCAACACUGUAAAUAAUGUAAUCGCUUGCACGGGACACCGCAAAACCAUCGUCCAUAAUACAUAUAGAAGUUGGUGCAAACUCCUUUUUCAGUUCUUCUGUCUUGUCCGGAGUAUCACAAGCGUUAACCCUUCAUUUCUGUUAGUAUGUCGCAUUAUAGAAAUCUAAAAAGUAAAAAAACAAGACAAAACAAAUCACGUACUUCCAACCAGCUUUACUAAUUACAUUGGCAUACAAACGGCCCAUAUCACCGAGACCGAUAAUGCCAAUAGUAAAAGUCUCCUUCAUUUUCUCGAGCUGUGAAGCAUCGUAUACAGCCAUGGUAGUGCACCUAUCUCCUACAGAAACACAAAUAUAGUUCAACUGCAGUCGCUAAGGCUCGAAGAUUUGCGUUUCAAGCAGUAAUGGAUUGAAUCUAGUAAAUGUUUAGAAUGCGCGGUCAAAGUGGUGUUGGCGAGUAGCCGAAAACGACUGGAAGAAUUUGAAGAAUUCAUCCGAAGGAAUAAGCCAAAAAGGCGGGACAGAUUAAAAAGUACAUGCCGAAUAGUUCGUACGAUGUCCGCUUAAUUUGAAACUGUUCAUGGCCAGUCGACAGAUAUAUAAUUGCAAUUACAGUCUUAUAGAUUACUUAGACUUGUUCGGUAGAGACCAAAUUCAGCAAGGUCAGAAAUUGUGUUCAUCGCAACGAGCCUUCAUUCCUUUUAAUACGCCGAUUUAAAACAAUCAUGAAUGUAUCAACAGUGAAAACGACCCACACAAACUCUGGAUGCCUUUAUAUUCGUAGAACAUUUCUACUUUGCAUCAGAGGAUGGAGACCGACGACGACGAUAAAAGAGUAAAUAAGCAGCGGGGGACACAACCUCUUCAUCUGUAGCAGGCGAAACGCGAGAGUCGUCAAAGCAGUAGAAUCUUUGGUCUGUCGAAUUGAUGGCAUACGCUGUAUAAUGACCACCCCCAAGGCUUCCGUAAUGAUUAUCGACAGCAAAAAGGUCAUAAACUAUGGUUUCGUUGGGUUUGUUCUGUUGCUUAUUUGAUCCAAUACGGUUUGUAAGGUCUAGAGACUUUAUAGGGAAAUUAAUCAAAACAUCGAUUUUAUCGCGGAACCGUCUCUCACUGCUGAAACGUUUCAAGUGAAAAAUAAGGACAUCUGGAGCGAACCAAAGUUCCAUUUGCUUAUAAGCACAGCGGAAUUCUUUACAAUUGGGACAAUACCAAGGAUCCUCCUCACUAAGUUGCUCUGUUUUCUCAAACUCAUUCAAACAAUCGUCCAGAGAAAUGUCUUUCUUCUCCUCCGGCUUUCUUCGUUCCUCGAUACGUUCAAAUUCCGUCCAUAGUGCUCGGCCCAAGCCUGUUGGAGCAACAAAAUCGCCGAACACUUCAGCGUAAACAUGUUCAUUCCAUGAACACUCUAGUACAUCACCCUGAACCAAUUUUCCGGCAAGCUUUUCCAUGGGAGCCAAUGGUAACAUUAAUGGUCCCUCAGGAACAUCUUCAGUGUCAUCUUCCUCCAUUGCCUCUUCAUCGGAUUUUGUUUCAGACACCGGAGAAGCAACUUGACUUUCAUCUGCGCUUUCAAUUUGUUUGGAGAGUCUCUCAUCAAGGCUCACUUUGUUUGAAGCUUGCAUAUACCAUCCAGUGGGCAACUUUUCCGACCGAUCAUGGAAAAUAUUAACCUUAAAUAGAGAUUCAAUGUUGGCUUCAGUUGCUGCAUUGACCUUUUCAAAGAGCUUCUGACGAUUUUCCUCUUGUUGGAUAUCGUAAGUGGUAAACUGGGCAUACUUGGUAGUUAUUUUGUUUAUUAUAGCGUUCUUGUCACAGGCUUCUUCCUCAUCCAGCACCAAAAGGAAGGGCAAUCCUUCAUAGGAAGAUGUCAUUUCAAGCUCUUCUUCGUGAUACACCGGAACAAUGCAGUUUUUGUUGUUACUAAGAUCGAAGGGACGAUCCAGCUCGUAGAUGUAGAUUUCGUCAUCCUCAGAAAUAUCCAUCAUUACUGACGAUUUAACAUUCGUGAAAUAGCGAUAAAAACGACCACGAUAUGUUUCAGCGACCAGCAGCGCUGCUGCAUCUUCACAACCGACCUUUUCAGCAACAAAAUUCCGUAAGGUAUCAAUGGUUGCGCUUUUAUUCUCAAAAACGACUUCCACUGAAACCGGUUUGCGUGUUAUGUCUUUAGGUACAUAUAGCACGGUAUGGGUCCAAUUUUGGGAUACCGGAAGAGGAAGUGUUAAAUCCAUAAAUGGAUCAAAAGUGAUGGAAACCUUAUUACAUUCAGGACAAACAAGCGUGCUUUUAUACAUACCCUGAAAUGUGUCCACAAUGACUGAAUCGUUUCUCAUCUUAUGAAGUUUCCAGCACUCGUUUGCAGUAUCGAUAAUCUUCUGAGGAUCAUUUUCAAAUAAGUCUGGUUUUUCUGUAUAGGGUUUUUGUUGAAUACGAUUUAAGUCCUCGUGCAAGCCAUCCAAAAGGAAAGCUAGAAACUCCUGGGAAUCCUGUUGUUGGUAUCCGAUGAAUGAGUGAUUGAGACGACCAACAACGGCUUUAAAAUGUCUGGGGGAAAAGAAAUCCUUUGCUUCCGAAGAAUACAAAGCCUUAAUCAAAUCAGCGUACACGGAAGCAAUUUGACCACCUGUACCCAACGGAUUUGUUUCAUUCACUUGUUCCUUCCAAUCCUGAUUCUGGAAAAAAUCAACUAGUUCCGGAGUGUGAGAAAGACACUGGAGAGCAGAAUUCAUGUAACAGGUGUUGCCGAGAUUCGCCAAUCCACAAAGGCCCAUUUUUUUGCUUUUUGCUUCCGCAUCUGCUUGUCCUCCAUUCUUUGAAGCACGUUGGACCAUGUAUUGUACACGUAAAGCAUGAUCUACGGGCCAAUUUCCAUGCACAGUACACUCAAUUACCAAGUCAGUAUCACUGUCGAUUUCAGCAUCAAUAAGUGAAAUAUUCACGUCCGUGAAAUUCAGCAAUUCGCGUGAACCGAGUUUGAUGAAAGACGACGGGUCAAUAGUUGGUUUAGAAAGUGUCUCACUUUCUAAUCUCCAAAGACGAAAUUCAUCAGUGUCCAAAUUAAAAGUUUCCUUGAUUGCCUUAAGCAAGUUCUUAAUACUAGAUUUUGAAGAAAACGUUACAAGUGGGAUAUCUUCUCGUGCAGAAAACUUUUUCGAGUCUUCACUGGGCAAAACGAGAAGGGCCAAACGGAAACGAGGCGGAUAAACCUCGACAAUAAGGUGCGAAGAGUCUUCGGUUCCUUGAUUAAUCACAUUUCUGGGGUAUGACUUUCCAUUGAGACCGUACCAGGAGAUCAGAAUCUUCCAAACAUGUUCAGGCACCAGCACAAAGUCGGACUCCUCCUGCAAAUUACGCUCUAAAUCACCUGUGUCUUCAUCCGUAAUAUCAUUCUGGUCAAUAGGACCAGGGUCUGGACCACCUUCGGAGAGAUGUUCACAGAGGCUUUGGUACCAAGAAUAAGACAAAACGUACUCAACAUCUCCAACCUCCAGUUCACUUUCCUCUUCAAUCGUAUCUCCAAGAAGCUUCUUUUGAUCAUCAAUCGAAGGACAUUGUUUCAAAGUUGAGACAGGUGAUUGAAGCGGGGACGAAAUGUGUUCAUUCAGAACUUCAUUUUCUGAAGACAUAAACGAAUCCUCAGACAGAGAACGCGGUCUCUUUCCAUGAUAUGAUGAAGAAGAACCUUCAGACAUAUUAUCCAUGGCAGUCGAGGCUCUGUUUGCCAGAAUGACUUUAGCACUGAGUGGAAGUGUGGUUUUCAGGCAGAGCACAAGUACAAAAUUCUUUAAAAGACAUGACUAGAGUUAAACAAUACAUUUGUAAGGGAAAUACAUUUCACUAAUUGUCAAUGCUGGCUUUUUAGAUUACGGAAAAAUAUAUUUUAGGUUUAUGCAUGUGAAAACCUUGAUUCGGUGACGCCUCUUCCGGAUAAGUAUAGGAACAUAUAUUUUACAGUUAGACAGUCUACGUA
Molecule: messenger RNA, 6949 nt
Organism: Schizosaccharomyces japonicus yFS275
Lineage: Eukaryota; Fungi; Ascomycota; Schizosaccharomycetes; Schizosaccharomycetales; Schizosaccharomycetaceae
Exons: 5
Coding region: 318-1832 (504 amino acids)
Molecular function (GO): guanyl-nucleotide exchange factor activity
Source: RefSeq, a predicted model, not a curated record